This is a messenger RNA of Nanorana parkeri, 2219 nucleotides long. RefSeq lists its product as uncharacterized. Bases 107 to 2023 code for a protein of 638 amino acids. The record is from RefSeq and is a predicted model, not a curated record. NCBI's taxonomy places the organism in Eukaryota, Metazoa, Chordata, Amphibia, Anura, Dicroglossidae. The transcript is spliced from 9 exons.
GGAAUGCUGAUCGUCACCUGUCUAUAGAGAUCACCUUCCCCAUUCACUGCCAGAACAAUCAGAGGGUUGUGUACUGCUGGGAAGCACUGCUGUCUAUCGGCGUCUCAUGGAUCCUUCGUCCAGUUGUGGCAUCUCCCGAGAUUCUCUCUAUAGGACAUCCUCAUCCAAUCAUAAGGGAAAUGAUGGCUACACCGUGAUACGUGCACGUUUUGAGAAAUCGGAAUCAGAAGAUUCGGGUGUGGAGCUGCCCCCACCUUCCCCAUUUGGAUCUGAGAGCAGCUAUAAUCCAGAUGAAUUUGAAAGCGUAGAGAGCUCCACCCCUGAGGAUCCUGAGAGUUUGGAAAGCUCCUCCCCUGAGGAGUCUCGGGACCUGAAAAGCCCCACCUAUGGAAAACCAGAUCAUUUUCAACAUUCUCCAGCGAAGGCCGCAGCGGCACACUCGUCUUCAGAUGACUCUGGGAGCUUUAACAUGCACACAAUUAGGGAUGUAAACAGAGUGGAACAUUGUCUGAAUAAACAGCCUGAAAAGAACAUUUCAUGUGUGCCCCAUGUACUGGAACAGGCGAUCCUCCGAAGCAGGAGGCAGAGGAGCAGUAGCCGGGAGGCCAUCCAAAACAGGGCAGCAAGAUGUAGCAGGCAGUAUGCAGGCUCACUAAAAGAGCAGCGCAGAGGGAUAUCUGCUGGCUAUGAAGCGAGGAGCCCGGUUCGCCAAAGACUAGAAGAUGAGGUGAAAUCUGUACUCACAAUCUUAUUCCAGUUCCUCUGGGACUCUGUCUGCAUAGUAUUCCAGUUCCUCUGGGACUCUGUCUGCAUAGUAUUCCAGUUCCUCUGGGACGCUGUCUGCAUAGUAUCCAGGUUCCUCUGGGACAGUGUCUGCAUAGUAUUCAGGUUCCUCUGGGACGCUGUCUGCAUAGUAUUCCGGUUCCUCUGGGACACUGUCUGCAUAGUAUUCCGGUUCCUCUGGGACGCUGUCUGCAUAGUAUCCAGGUUCCGCUGGGACAUUAUGUGCAUAGUAUCCAGGUUCCUCUGGGACAGUGUCUGCAUAGUAUUCAGGUUCCUCUGGGACGCUGUCUGCAUAGUAUUCCGGUUCCUCUGGGACACUGUCUGCAUAGUAUCCAGGUUCCGCUGGGACAUUAUGUGCAUAGUAUCCAGGUUCCUCUGGGACAGUGUCUGCAUAGUAUCCAGGUUCCUCUGGGACUCUGUCUGCAUAGUAUUCCGGUUCCUCUGGGACAUUGUCUGCAUAGUAUCCAGGUUCCGCUGGGACAUUAUGUGCAUAGUAUCCAGGUUCCUCUGGGACAGUGUCUGCAUAGUAUUCAGGUUCCUCUGGGACGCUGUCUGCAUAGUAUUCCGGUUCCUCUGGGAGACUGUCUGCAUAGUAUCCAGGUUCCUCUGGGACACUGUCUGCAUAGACCAGGAUAACCUCAACCUUCCGGGUGAUGGUCUCCGGUAUCUGGAAAGUCUUUGUCACAUGCUGGAGCAAAUUGCAGAACUGCAGAAAAGGAAUCAGAACCUUCUACAUCAGAAGAAAACACUGGAGAAGAAAGUGCAGAGUCAGGUGCUGUUUCUGGACGCCUGUGUGUGUGGUAGCUCCCAGGACUCUAAAGACUUGGAGCAAGACAUGACAGACAACCCUCUUCCCCAUGGGACAACCUGGCAACAACAACACUACAGGAAGAGGUCCAGCUCCCAUGCCGGGGUGCUGCUUAGUUUGGCCAGACAACCAGAAAAUAACCUGAAAGGAACCGUCAAAAUGGACCCACACUAUGUGAGCGUACCAAACCUGCAGGAAAAUGAAAGACGGAGGACAAACCAGAGCUACAAAGCAGAAUCAACACAGUGGUGUAAAGUGAAGGAUUUACUCUCUAAAAUUGCUGGGAAGAAUUCAUCACCAGGGUCCUCUCGGGGGACCCAAAGCAACUGCAGGACGCAGACAACGCUUGAGGAAACAACUCAACACCCUCGAAGAUUUUUCCUGCCCGGCCUGGUGAUUAGACCACGCAAUCAUGGUCGCCAGUUUCAUUGAAAAGAGACUUCUCUUUAGACGAAGACUCAUCCACCAUAAUGAAAGGACUUGCUUUCGGUAACAGAUUCCCUCAGAGCGACGCACCAGUAUCUGGGAAGAUGAACAAUGGCACUGGAACUCUGCCAGCUGAAUCACCUCGCCUCCUUACUCAUCUGCCACGCUAUCUGCGGCAUGAACGGAAUGCCCUGUGGGAAAA